Molecule: messenger RNA, 1720 nt
Organism: Arachis stenosperma
Lineage: Eukaryota; Viridiplantae; Streptophyta; Magnoliopsida; Fabales; Fabaceae
Product: serine/threonine-protein kinase SRK2I
Exons: 9
Coding region: 285-1373 (362 amino acids)
Biological process (GO): intracellular signal transduction; protein phosphorylation
Cellular component (GO): nucleus
Molecular function (GO): protein serine/threonine kinase activity; ATP binding
Source: RefSeq, a predicted model, not a curated record
UCAUUCUACUCUCCAACCCCAUCUGCACUUUGCUUCCUUUCCAACCCAAUCCACACUUAUCUAUUCCCUUCCCCCCUUUUUCCCAAUAAUCAGCAUCCCAUUUCCCGCAUCCCAAAACCACUAAGGCACUAACCAUCCUUCCACCUUCAACUCCAAAACGACGCCGUAUUGAUUAUUGAGCCCCCCUCCCUUUCUCUCUCUAAUGUAACACCGUUUUGCCCCUUCAAGAAAAAUAUAGCAAGAGGAAAAUAAGGUUCUGUUGCGUCGUUUUGAUCUAAACGACGAUGGAUCGGGCGGCGGUUACCGUCGGACCUGGCAUGGACAUGCCGAUCAUGCACGACAGCGACCGUUACGAUCUGGUCCGUAACAUCGGGUCCGGAAACUUCGGCAUCGCAAGAUUGAUGCAGGAUAAGCAGACCAAGGAGCUCGUUGCUGUUAAGUACAUCGAACGCGGCGACAAGAUUGAUGAAAAUGUCAAGAGAGAAAUCAUUAAUCACAGGUCUUUGAGACACCCUAACAUUGUUAGGUUUAAGGAGGUUAUUCUAACACCUACGCAUCUGGCCAUUGUAAUGGAAUAUGCAUCUGGAGGAGAACUGUUUGAGCGAAUCUGCAAUGCUGGGCGCUUCUCUGAGGAUGAGGCUCGUUUCUUCUUUCAACAACUCAUAUCUGGGGUCAGCUACUGCCAUGCAAUGCAAGUUUGUCACCGGGACCUGAAGUUGGAGAACACUUUGCUGGAUGGAAGCCCAGCACCACGUUUGAAGAUAUGCGAUUUUGGCUACUCCAAGUCUUCGGUGCUUCAUUCACAACCAAAGUCAACAGUUGGUACUCCAGCUUAUAUAGCUCCAGAAGUAUUGCUGAAGCAAGAGUACGAUGGCAAGAUUGCAGAUGUCUGGUCAUGUGGAGUAACUUUAUAUGUGAUGCUAGUGGGAGCAUAUCCUUUUGAAGAUCCUAGUGAACCAAAGGAUUUCAGGAAGACAAUUCAGAGAAUUCUCAGUGUCCAGUAUUCCAUUCCAGACUUUGUUCAGAUAUCUCCUGAAUGUCGCCACCUUAUCUCAAGGAUCUUUGUUUUUGACCCUGCAGAGAGAAUCACGAUGUCUGAGAUCUGGAACCAUGAAUGGUUUUUGAAGAAUCUCCCGGCAGAUCUGAUGGAUGAGAAGAUAAUGGGCAACCAAUUUGAAGAGCCAGACCAACCGAUGCAGAGCAUUGAUACGAUCAUGCAGAUAAUCUCAGAAGCCACCAUACCAGCAGCCGGGGCCUAUUCAUUAGACCAGUUUAUGGCAGAUAACAUUGACAUGGAUGACGACAUAGAUGAAUUAGAAUCCGAAUCCGAGCUUGAUAUAGAUAGCAGUGGGGAGAUAGUGUAUGCCAUAUAAGUUAAUUAUCAUAGUUUGCCUUGAAGGACAGCAUCUUAAUGUUGCUGGGCUUUAAUAGACUUUCCAGCAUCAUGGAUUCAUGGAAAGAUAAACAUGUGGUGUCUGCAUUCCUUGUAGAUUAGGGUGGAUAGAGUUUUGUUGUGUUGUACCUAUUAUGUACGGGGACAUUGUUCUAACUUUCAUCUCACCAUUGGAUCCGGAUCCAUCGGUUGAUGAUGUGAGUUGACACUGUCUCGUACAUAAUAUAUACACACAAUUUUUGUGUGGAUAAAUAGAGAGAACUUUAUGUUGACUUGCAUACUAGUGCAUGCUUCUUGAAGUAGGCAAUAUCCACAAUCAGUUGCUGA